This is a messenger RNA of Dromiciops gliroides (monito del monte), 1006 nucleotides long. RefSeq names its product zinc finger protein 69 homolog. Lineage: Eukaryota; Metazoa; Chordata; Mammalia; Microbiotheria; Microbiotheriidae. The coding region runs from base 92 to 562 and encodes 156 amino acids. The record is from RefSeq and is a predicted model, not a curated record. The transcript has 4 exons. Gene Ontology annotation, biological process: regulation of DNA-templated transcription.
GCCUCGGCCCCAAUCCGGAGCCAGCGCGAGGACCGGGGGCGUGGCCGUCUCUCGGCGUUUCAUCCUCCUUUUCCAUCAGUGUUGGGCAGGGAUGGCCCCUGGGCCGCUGCCGGCAGCCGCCCUCCAGGAAUCCGUGACCUUCGAUGACGUGGCCGUGGACUUCACCCUGGAGGAGUGGGGGCACCUGCACCCUCCUCAGAAGGAGCUGUACCGCGAAGUGAUGCUGGAGAACUACAGGAACCUGGUCUGCCUGGGCCUUGCUCUUUCUAAGCCAGAUGUGAUCUGCCAGUUGGAGAGAGGAGAAGCCCCUAGGCUGGCGGAGGGAGACGCCCCCAAGAGUGGCUGUGCAGAGUUGGCUUUUGGAGCCCAGGUUCACCUCUUGACAUUUGUCCCCGUUUCAUUUAACCUGCAGUACCCACAGCCAGGUGUGGUCUUCUGGGUUCUGGGUCCCCCAACCUGCGGGCCUCAGAGCCCUGUGAACGAGGAGGAAGGCUCCCAAGCAUCUUCCUGCUCAGGGCAGGCCUCAGCCAUUUCUUUGAGAGCCCCAAAGGCCGGCUCAUAGGCCCAUGCUUUGUCUUCUGCCCCCUCUUCCCUCUGGGAGAAAUCUGUGCCACUCUGGUCCUUGCCUAGUCUUGUGGCCCCUCAUCAGUCAGCCAGCCGCCCGUGGGAGCCUUGGCGUGUCACCAGGAGAAGGCUGAGUGGUCUGCUAGGCCACCUGCAGCCUCCACAGCGGGCAUUGGCGCAGAAGGGCGCUCCAGCAGGCCUGCGCUGGGCAGAUUGAGGAGAGGGGGGUGGGUUAGGAGCCAGUGCCAGGCCUUGCUGCCCCGCACCCAGUGGUGUGUGCUCCUUCCCCUCAGGCCCGUCCUUCCCUGCUUGACUUGUCUCAAUCCCCCACAUCCCUGCUCCUGCCCCCAUCCUAUUUAUUAGUGUUCCCCUUCCCUCUCUACCUCUCCAGUGUCUCUGACAGGGCUGUCUGUGUAGGCCAUCAGAGGCAUUGUUAUUCAUC